AUGGGAAAACUGCAUAUAGAUUAUUUAGAUUCCGGCCAAUUGUAUGUAUGUGGAAUCUGCAAAGCACAUUUGACUGAUCAUAAAGAGCUUAUAUCGAAGGAUUUUUGGGCAGGAACUGGGAAAGCUUAUCUUUAUAAUAAAGUUAUUAAUGUUUAUUCUGGAAUUUUGGAAGAGAGAAUGCUUACUCCCACCUUUUAAAUUGGAGCAAAAAUCUGUUCCAAUUUAAAGGGGCUAAAUUUUUGUUGAAAGAAAUUGGACCUCUUUUGGGGACUGCAAAAAUACGGCAAGGCAGGCAAAAUCGGCAAAAAAGUGGGCAAAGCAAGUAAAAAAAGACAAAUUUUUAUAAAUGCCGUUUUUACUGAUUUUGCCAUUUUUUUAAAAAUUUUUCCUGUUUUUGUAAAAUUUUGCCUUUUUUUAUUUGCUUUACCACUUUUUGCAAAUUAUGCCGUUUUUUCUAACUGCCUUACCGUAUUAUCCGUUCCCAAAAGAGGCUCAAAAAAAUUAAUGAUAAUAAAAAAUUUUUAAAAUAUAACUGAAUGCAACAUUUUUUGAAAUUUAACUUAUUUUUUAUAGAGAAUCAAUUGAUUCAGUGUGCAAACUGUCCAAAAACCAUCUAUGCAUUCACUCCAUUAAAUAUCAUCAAAGCUAUCUUAUAAAAAAUAAUAUUUCACCUAUAAAAUCGUUUUAAUUUCAAUUGGGAUUCACUUAAAAUAUUAAAAUUUUACAGAUAUUUUGCUCUGGGAGUCAGAACUGGACUUCAUAGUUGCUGCGAUAUUUUUUGCAAAAGCUGUGAAAAUAAGCUAGGAUGGAAAUAUGUUUGGGCUCUUGAACCUGAGCAGAAGUAUAAGGAAGGGAAGUUUAUUUUAGAAAAAAAUUUAAUUGAGAAAGCUGAGUGGGAUCUCUAA
Messenger RNA from Blepharisma stoltei, 905 nucleotides. Lineage: Eukaryota; Ciliophora; Heterotrichea; Heterotrichida; Blepharismidae. The record is from the annotation of a GenBank genome assembly.